AUGUUGUUGCCAAUACCAGAAAGGAUAGACAUAGAAGAAGGUUUACAUAUCUGUAAUGCCAGUAAUAAUAUUACUGAAACAGCUCUUGUUGCUUUAACAAAGUUGAAAAAUUUAGAAAUUCUAAGAGUUAGUAAUAUUUCCGACAGCUUCAUUAUCAGGUUGAAAGUAUUUAAUUGUGCUGGUUGUAAGAAUCUUACUGAUACUGGUAUUAUUCAAUUUAUAAAAAAUAACCCAGAUCUUGAAAAUAUCUAUGCCAACGAUAUAAAUAAUAUUACAAUUGCCUUGGUUAUUGGUGCUGAUCAGGCAACUAAAAAUCGUACAAAUGGCAUAAUUUUACGUUUACAAAUAUCUAAUAAAUCAAUAAUUGAAGCUUCUAAGUCAACAAUUAAAUCUCAAUGCAUUGUAAAUAAUACUGCUUUAAAAAAGUUAACAGAGUUGGAAAAUCUUGAAUGUUUAAUAUUGAAUAGUGAGGCUGAACUUCAUGAGGAAUCAAUAACUGUAAUUUCAAACAAUUGUAAAAAACUUAAGCAUUUAGAAAUUCCUUAUUGUCCCAUAUCAUCAUAUUAUGAUGGUAAUCCACUGUCUUCUCUAACUGUUUAUGUUGAAUUAUCAAAAUUGCAAUAUCUUGAAUAUCUAAACUUGAGUCAUAGAAAAAAUCUUAGCGAUAGUACAAUUAUUGCUAUCGCUAAUAAUUGUAAGAACCUAAAAAAAUUAGAUAUCCAAAGUUGCACGGGUCUUACUGAAACAGCUCUUGUUGCUUUAACAAACUUGGAAAAUUUACAAAAACUAGAUGUAAGUUUUCUUGAUGUAAUAACAGACAGUUUCGUUAUUAAAUUAAAAGGAUUGAAAGCAUUGCGUUGCGAAGGUUGCCAAAAACUUACUGAUGAUGGUAUUAUUCAAUUUAUAGAAAAUAAUCCACAUCUUGAAUUUCUUGAUGUCUGCUCUAUUUGUAUAGAUAUUACAAUGAAUAUUGUUAUUGCUGCUAAUAGCGCAAAUAAAAAUCGUACAAAUGUUAAUAGUCUUCCAGAAGAAAUUAAUGAAAUUCAUUUAUUCUUCGAACGUCGUCCGAUUCGAAAAUCAAAUAUUCCCAUGACUAUUCAAAGAUUCAGAAGUCUUCAAAAAUUAACAUUAGCUGGCUUCUGUCUAGACAACAUUAUUCUUAAAGAAAUAGCAGACAUUACAACACUUGUUCAUCUUAACAUUGAACUAAGUAGAGAUAUACACGAAAACUUUUUUCCAUUUACUAAACUCGUUAAUUUGGAGUAUAUUGUCUUAAAUAUGGCUGAAAUUCCUCGCAAAAACUGGAUAAACUUUAAAAACUUGGAAUAUCUUAGUAUUUGUUGUGAAAUAAUGCCAGACUUAGCAAAUACAAUUGUUGAAUACUGCAAGAAUUUGUCAAAUUUGAGAAUACAUUUUCCUCAGCACGUUAAUAGUACUGCUUUAAAAAAGUUGACAGAGUUGAAAAAUCUUGAAUGUUUAAUGCUUGGUCCAGGCAAGCUCCAUGAGGAAUCAAUAAUAGCAAUUUUAAACAAUUGUAAAAAACUUAAACGUUUAGAAUUUCCUGGUUGCGUUAUAGUACCAUCUAUUAAUGGUAACUCAUUUUCCUCUCCAUCUGUUCUUGAUGAGUUUUCAAAAUUACAAUGCCUUGAACAUCUAAACUUGGAAUGGGCACAAAAUCUUAACGAUAGUACAAUUACUGCUAUUGCUAAUAAUUGUAAGAACCUAAACAGUUUAGACGUCUCAGUUUGCUUAGGUCUUACUGAAACAGCUCUCGUUGCUAUCACAAACUUGGAAAAUUUACAAAAACUACACGUAACGUGUCUUAAUACAAUUACAGACAGCUUCCUUAUCAAAUUGAAAGGAUUAAAAGAAUUAAAUUGUCAUAGUUGCCUGAAUUCUACUAGUGUUGGUAUUAUUCAAUUUAUAAAAAAUAAUCCAGAUCUUGAAUUGAUUAUCGUCAGGGGUAUAAAGAAUAUUACAAUUGAUAUGGUUAUUGCUGCUGAUCAGGCAACUAAAAAUCGUACAAAUGACAUUGAAGGAGAUAAUGAAGACAAGAAAAACUGUACAAAAGUACUCAACACUAUUUUUUGUAAAUGCAAAAAUCUAAAACAUCUUAAUAUUCCAAAUGACUUUUAUGAUCUUGCUGAAAUUUCUUUUGAAAAAUGGGAAAACUUUAAAAAUUUAGAAUAUCUUAAUUUAUCUUGUUCUGAAGUAUUACCUGACUUGGCAGAUACAAUUGUUAAAUAUUGCAAGAAUUUAAAACACUUGUACAUGAACUCUACAUGCGAUUUUAGAGAGACAUAUGUUGUAAAAAAGUUAACAAAAUUGGAAAAUCUUGAAAGAUUAGCUAUUAGCCAUGAAAGCCUCAGUGAGGAAGAAAUAAUCGCAAUUUCAAACAAUUGUAAAAAACUUAAACAUUUAGAACUUGUUUCUAUCGAAGUAUCAACAGGUAUUGAUAAUGAUGACGAACUUUCUUCUCCAUCUGUUUUCAAAGAGUUAUCAAAAUUACAAUAUCUGGAACAUUUAAGCUUGAGUUAUACAGAUAAUAUUGAAGAUAGUACAAUUAUUGCUAUUGCUAAUAAUUGUAAAAACCUGAAAUAUUUAGAUGUCAUUGGUACCAGUGAUGAUAUUACUGAAACAGCUCUCUUAGCUUUAACAAAGUUGAAAAAUUUAGAAAUACUAAAAGUAGGCCCUCAUCUUGAAUAUAUUUUUGCCUACGAUAUGGAUAACAUUACAAUUGACUUGGUUAUUGGUGCUGAUCAGGCAACUAAAAAUCGUACAAAUGGCAUAAUUUUACGUUUACAAAUACCUAAUAAGUCAAUAAUUGAAGCUUCUAAAUCAAUAAUUAAAUCUCAAUGGUUGGUUGUUGGAACAUAG
Aphidius gifuensis is the source of this 2877-nucleotide messenger RNA. RefSeq lists its product as uncharacterized. Gene Ontology annotation, cellular component: SCF ubiquitin ligase complex. The transcript is spliced from 8 exons. NCBI's taxonomy places the organism in Eukaryota, Metazoa, Arthropoda, Insecta, Hymenoptera, Braconidae. The record is from RefSeq and is a predicted model, not a curated record. Bases 1 to 2877 code for a protein of 958 amino acids. Gene Ontology annotation, biological process: SCF-dependent proteasomal ubiquitin-dependent protein catabolic process.